UGAUGAGAAAGCAGAGCAACCGAACACCAUGGAGUAGGCUUCAGCUUUCCAUUGCCUGAACCUCCAAUGUGGAACGCCUCGAUCAGUAGAAGAAACAACGUUCAGUGAAAAGGAUCUUUACUGACCAGCUGGAAGGAAACAUUUAAUUUCUCAGUGCCGGCAUUACACAGCUUUUAAAAAAUGCCUGCUGCCGAAGAUACAGUGUGUGAACACAAGGCAUCAGAAGGCUCCAAUCUCAAGAUUAAACUCUAUCAUGCUACCAGAGAGCAAGGUGAAAACACCCUGGAGUUCUGUGCUGGACAGUACACAGCAGAGGAACUUUGCAUUUUUGCUGCACGGGCUAGUGGAAUUCUACCAGUCUACAACAGUCUCUUUGCCCUUGCAACUGAAGACAUAAAAGUCUGGUUUCCUCCAAGCCACAUCUUCCAAGUUGAUGGCUGCACACAACAGGUCCUUCUAUAUCGCCUCAGAUUUUUCUUUCCCAACUGGCUUGGCCAAGGCAGCAAGAAAUCCUACCGCUAUGGUCUUAUGAAGGAAUGUACCAGCACCGUUUUGGAUUACUCUGUCAUAGACUACCUCUUUGCUCAGUCACGCUCUGACUUUGUCACUGGACUCAUUGAAGUCCCACUGGACCUGCAGAUGCAGGAGGAAUGUUUGGGAAUGGCUGUACUGGACAUAAUGCGGAUUUCAAAGGAGAGGAAGUGGAGUCUGGAACAAAUCCGUAAUCGUAUCAGUUACAAGUCCUGCAUUCCAGCAUCUCUCCGUCAACAAAUCCAGCAACAAAACUUUGUAACGAGAAAGAGAAUCAGAAGGAAGUUUUUCAAGUUUCUGAAGAAAAUCAGCCACUGCGAAACUGACCUCAGGUGCCUGAAAUUGAAAUACCUCCUGGAUAUGGGAAACUUGAAAAUAAUGCCCAUUCAGGAAAUCUUUUGUGUGAAAGAUCAAACAUGGGAUCAUCAAGUGCUCCCAACAUACAAGUUCAUCUGUAUCUCUGGAGAACAUGGAGUCCAGUGGAAUACCAAAGAAGAUGAGCAAUGGCAGCCCUUUUGUGACUUUCCAGAGAUUGUUGACAUCACUCUCAAGCAGGCUAGCCGAGAUUAUGUCUUAGAAGAAAGUCGAAUUGUCACACUUACUAAACAAGACAAUGAGGUUUUGGAGGCAGUGUUUCCCAGCCUAAGAGAGGCUCUAUCUUUCAUCGCCCUGAUUGAUGGCUAUUACAGACUGACUGCUGAUGCUCACCAUUACCUCUGCAAAGAAGUGGCUCCCCCGAAGCUGCUGCAACACAUUGAGGACAAUUGUCAUGGACCAAUCACCUCCGACUUUGCUGUGUCCAAGCUAAGGAAGCAUCGAAACAGGAAAGGUCUUUACAUCCUACGCUGCAGCCCCAAGGAUUUCAACAAGUACUUCCUGACUGUUUGUGUUGAAACAGAAUUUGGGAAGGAUUACAAGGACUGCCUGAUUAUCAAGGGGGAGAGUUACUCUCUGGCUGGUGUACCUCGGCAGUUCGAGAGUUUGAAGAGUCUGCUGAACUACUAUCGGAGUGCAGGCCUUGUAUCAGAGGGAGUCAGCAUUGAGCUCAAGACCUGCUGCGUACCCAGACCCAAAGAGAAGUCCAACUUGAUUAUCAUUCGCAACAACUGGUCCUCUGAUCUCCUUGUCUCACCUGUAAUGCAGCGAAGGAAUGUCAAUCAGAUGAUGUUCCAUAAAGUAAAGAAGGAAGAAUUGAUUAGGGGUGAAAGUCUGGGUCAAGGCUCCUUUACAAAGAUCUUCAAAGGAGCAAGAGAGGUGAAUGCAAACAACGAAUUUUUCCAGAUGGAGGUUUUACUGAAAGUAUUGGACCCUUCCCACAGGAACUACUCUGAGUCAUUCUUUGAGGCAGCAAGUGUAAUGAGCCAAGUUUCCCACAAGCAUCUCAUCCUGGUUUAUGGAAUCUGCGCCAUCAGCAAAGAGAACAUCAUGGUUCAAGAGUUUGUGAAAUAUGGAGCCCUGGACACAUACCUAAAGAAGAAUAAAAACAAUAAUUCUGUCAAUAUUAGUUGGAAACUUGAGGUUGCAAAGCAGCUUGCAUAUGCCAUGAACUUCCUGGAGGACAAGCACAUUGUUCAUGGCAAUGUCUGUGCAAGGAAUGUCCUGCUGACACGAGAAGGAGAUGCAGUGGCCAGGUGUCCUCCAUUUAUCAAGCUGAGUGACCCCGGAAUCAGCGUGACCAUCCUACCGAAUGAAGUAUGCAUUGACCGGAUACCGUGGUUGGCUCCAGAAUACUUUGAUAAAACAACACACCUAGUACCAGAAUUAGACAAGUGGAGCUUUGGUACAACCCUCUGGGAGAUAUUCAGUGGAGGAGACCUUCCACUCAAUAGUAUGGAACCCACACAGAAACUCCAGUUUUAUGAAGACCACCUCCAGCUUCCUCCUCCCAGAUGGACUGAGUUAGCAAGCCUCAUCAAUCAGUGUAUGAACUAUCAGCCUGAGGUGCGGCCUUCUUUCCGAGCCGUCAUCAGGGAGCUGAACCGAUUAAACACAUCAGACUACGAAAGACUGUGCGACUUGUCCCCAGCUGACCUCGCAGUUACAAAUGACUUCUGGCACUGUUUUGCUGUGAGAAAACAGGAGGAUCCAAAUUUCUUUGAAGAGAGGCACCUUAAAUUCAUCUCUAUGUUGGGCAAGGGAAAUUUUGGCAGUGUGGAGCUGUGUCGAUAUGAUCCCCUUGGAGACAACACAGGGGACCUGGUGGCUGUAAAAAAGUUGCAACAUACCACAAGAGAACACCUUCGGGACUUUGAGCGGGAGAUUGCAGUGGUCAAGAAUCUCCAUAAUGAAUAUAUUGUCAAAUACAAAGGAGUUUGUUAUAGUGUCGGGCGCAGGAACUUGAGGUUGAUCAUGGAGUACCUGCCACAUGGAAGUCUACGAGAUUACCUGCAGAAGAACCGGCAUAGGUUGGAUCACAAGAAGCUCCUGUUGUAUGCCUCACAAAUAUGCAAGGGAAUGGAAUACCUCGGCUCAAAACGAUAUGUACACAGGGAUCUGGCAACUCGGAACAUCCUUGUAAAAAGUGGCACCUGUGUAAAAAUAGGUGAUUUUGGUCUAACCAAGAUUCUGCCUGGAGACAAGGAUUACUAUAAAGUUUUGGAGGCAGGAGAGAGUCCAAUCUUUUGGUAUGCAAUUGAAUCUCUAUCUGACAGCAAAUUCUCUAGAGAGUCAGAUGUUUGGAGUUUUGGUGUUGUGCUUUAUGAAUUAUUUACAUAUGGCGACCAUAGCAGGAGUCCACCAACGGAGUAUCAAAGAAUGAUUGGUCCAGAUAAACAAGGACACAUGGUCUUCCAGAUGCUUGAAGUCCUAAAAACCAGACGCUUACCAGCACCCCAAGACUGUCCAAGAGAGAUCUACAAUGUUAUGUUGAACUGCUGGAGCCACAAUCCUGCUCAAAGACCAACCUUUGUAGAACUUCUGCACAAGAUAGAAGAAAUGCAAGCUGCUCUUUGCUGACCAGUGCUACCUUCAUAAAGAAUUCACUUCUGAGCCUAUGGAAUCCUGUCUCCCUACAGCUUAGAAUCAACACAGAAUGGCUCAAAAGAAACAGUGUUUUGUUUGCGAAACUGAUGGACUGUCUCAGGUGCCACACCAGUAUUGCUAAGCAGUGCAGCCUGUGAUCAUCAGGUUGCUCAGUUCUUCAAAUGGAAACUUCAGAUCAAAACUGACUUCUGGAGGUGUUAGACCUGGGACUAUAUCAUCUUGUCUCUUUUCAGGCUUUUACAUUGCUUCUAUGACUUUGAAAUAGUUGAAUUCACCCACUAAGAAACAGCAGCAAGAGAUUGGAGAGCAGUAAUGGCAACAUGAAUUUUUAGAAUUUGUCCUAUGUUGCAAAACCUGGCGAUACCUUCCUAGGCACAAAAGCUGGGAACUGGAAGGGCAAUGGCACUAUGCUUGGAAAGAACAAGAGGGUGCUGAGGGUGGGAUGAGGGAAUUCCUCUUAUUAUAAGUAAUGUUGACAGGGGAUUUUGAGAUCAGUCAUUCUUCAGUCAAAAAUGGGAGUCUUAUUAAAAUGCAAACUGUUGGCAGCAUGGGCCCUGACCUUGUAAUAUUAUAAGGUGAAGGCAGAUCUUUAAUGCAAUAUGCAAUCAUUAUUCCCAAAUAUGAUAUGACAUCUAUUUAGUUCUGAAAUAGCUGAUAUAUUCUAUUCAAACAAUUUAAAUUAGAAACUGAACCCAGGAGGUAUAUUUUUAAGCAAGAAGUGGUUUUCACAGAGGUAAAUAAAUUUAGUUAUAGUUUCUAGGUCAAUAGCCAUCAUUCAAAUAUUGACUUGCAUGCAUAGAAUAAUAGAAACUCCAUAAUUCAGAAGGAGACAAUUUGUUCCAUUGUGAUGGCACUGGUUAAUAAAAUGUUGUCCAACCAAAUACCAGUUGUAUUAAGGCAGUAUUUGACCAAAUGUAGCCUGAAUGAAAAUGUAGAGACUUGCAGAUGCUAGAAUACGGAGCAAUACGAAGCACUGGAGGAACUCAAGAAGGGGAAGAAAGAAGUUGUCAACAGAG
Molecule: messenger RNA, 4529 nt
Organism: Hypanus sabinus (Atlantic stingray)
Lineage: Eukaryota; Metazoa; Chordata; Chondrichthyes; Myliobatiformes; Dasyatidae
Product: tyrosine-protein kinase JAK2-like
Exons: 24
Coding region: 181-3486 (1101 amino acids)
Biological process (GO): cytokine-mediated signaling pathway; cell differentiation; intracellular signal transduction
Cellular component (GO): cytosol; cytoskeleton; membrane
Molecular function (GO): ATP binding; cytokine receptor binding; non-membrane spanning protein tyrosine kinase activity
Source: RefSeq, a predicted model, not a curated record